Messenger RNA from Sorex fumeus (smoky shrew), 1752 nucleotides. It is a transcript of the gene RFX8, whose product is annotated as regulatory factor X8. Gene Ontology annotation, molecular function: DNA-binding transcription factor activity, RNA polymerase II-specific; RNA polymerase II cis-regulatory region sequence-specific DNA binding. The coding region runs from base 1 to 1752 and encodes 583 amino acids. Lineage: Eukaryota; Metazoa; Chordata; Mammalia; Eulipotyphla; Soricidae. Gene Ontology annotation, biological process: regulation of transcription by RNA polymerase II. The record is from RefSeq and is a predicted model, not a curated record. The transcript is spliced from 15 exons.
AUGGCCGAGGGUGUGCCCGCAUCCCCCAAUCGCAGCCUGCACAGCGCCAUCAUCCGGUGGUUGGUGGACAAUUUCUGCAUUUGUGAAGGAUAUAGUGUGCCUCGCUGCCUCAUGUAUGAUAUUUAUGUGGAGACCUGUGGGAAAAAUGUUCAGAACCAAGUCAACCCUGCCACAUUUGGAAAGCUCGUGCGCUUGGUUUUUCCUGAUCUUGGCACCCGGCGAUUAGGCACAAGAGGAAGUGCCAGAUAUCAUUAUGAUGGAAUAUGCAUCAAGAGGAGUUCAUUCUUCUAUGACCAGUAUUGCUACCUUCUGGGUGAAAAACAGUAUCACAGUGGAGAUGUCGCUGCCUUUGAAAAAUCCCCUAAUUUUAGCAGCCUUAUCCAGCAAGAAGAAACAUGUGAAGAUGUUUUGCCAGUGAAGACAGACCCAGGAGAAUCAACUUUGUCUGAAUUCAGAAGAUGUCCAUUCUGGGAGCAAGAACUGGCAAAGAAAUAUUCCUGCAAAAUGAUGGCCUUCCUAGCUGAUGAAUAUUGCAACUAUUGUCAAGACAUUUUACAGAACGUGAGGAACCAAGAACUGGAAAGGGUGGAAGAUUUGCUUACUUCCUUCUGGAAAUCUCUGCAGCAGGACACAGUCAUGCUGAUGUCAUUGCCUGAUGUAUGCCAGCUCUUUAAAUGCUAUGAUGUGCAGCUGUACAAGGGACUUGAGAAUGUUCUUCUCCGAGACUUCUUGGAAGAUGUUUCUAUUCAGUAUCUGAAAUCUGUCCGCUUAUUUAGUAAGAAAUUUAAGCUGUGGCUACUUAACGCUUUGGAAGGCUUCCCAGCCCUCUUGCAGCUCUCCAAACUCAAAGAAGUUACUGUGUUUGUGAAAAGACUCAGAAGAAAGACAUACCUUUCCAACAUGGCGAAGACUAUGAAAAUGGUUUUGAGAAAUAACAGAAGAGUCAGCAUUCUGAAGUCUGAUCUCUAUGCCAUCAUUAGUCAAAACACUUGGGAUAUUUCUAAGACACCUCAGCCCAGUGACCAGAGCAGCAUGGAAGAGGUGGAAGACGACACAGAGACAAAAUGCCUGAGCACUUUAAUUUCUUUGUUGGGGACAACAGCAGAUCUCAGCAUAUUCCUGAACUGUCUGUCUGCAAAUCUCCAAGCUUUUGUCUUCCAGCCUAGCAGAAGCAAAGAGGAUUUCAUCAAGCUGGCUGCCAGCUUUCAGCUAAGAUGGAAUUUCCUUCUCACCACUGUGAGCAAAGCCAUGACUCUCUGCCACAGGGAGAGUUUUGGCUCCUGGCAUCUAUUUCAUUUGCUGCUUCUGGAAUACGUGAUUCAUAUUCUUCAGUCAUACAUGGAAGAGGAAGAGGAAGAGGAGGAAGAGGUAGAUGUGGGACAACUCAAGGAAGGGCUCCCAGCUGACCAGCUUCUCAUCCAGCCAGAUCAGGCACUCUUCCACCCUCCAGACUCUUCGCCCACUCAGGAGAACACCAACUCGAGCCUGGACCUGCCCCAGGUGACGCUGAAGCAUGUGAGCCAGAGCCAGUGUCCCGUGGGCGAGAGCAGCAUGACACUCAGGGUCCUGGGCUUCCUCACAGACAUGGCCACAGGCAAUAAGCUCAUCCAAGUAUUGUUAGAAGACAAGUCCACUUCAAGCAACAUCAAACUCAGCCUUCCUGUGGGACAAGAAGCUCUUGUAACCCUCAGAGAUGGACAAAGAUUUGUGAUUCACAUAUCAGAUAUACCCCAAAACUCUGAGAACAUUUAA